CCCGAGGAGGAGCCGCGAGGCUGGACCCGAGGAGGAAGCCGAGGAGGAGCCGCGAGGCUGGACCCGAGGAGGAAGCCGAGGAGGAGCCGCGAGGCGGGAUCUGCGCGGCCGGGGCUGCGGGCGAGAGGCCGCCAUGGAGGCGUUUGCGGGAGUGCCUGUGGCCAUCGCCGUGGCCGUGGUGGCGGCGUCCGCGCUGCUGCUGCUGCUGCUCCGAGGGACGGCGCGGAGGCCGAGCGGCCCCGUCACCCUGCAGGACCCGCUGGCCAAGUACCCGCUGCGGCUGCUGGACAAGGAGGAAAUCAGUCACGAUACUAAGAAAUUUAGAUUCGGGCUACCCUCAACGAAUCAUAUAUUAGGAUUACCUGUAGGCCAACAUGUUUACCUUUCUGCAAAAAUUGAUGGGAAUCUGGUGGUUCGAGCCUAUACCCCUGUUUCCAGUGACGAGACAAAAGGUUACGUUGAUUUAAUUAUAAAGGUCUACCACAAAAAUGUGAACCCCAAGUUUCCAGAAGGUGGGAAGAUGUCCCAGUAUCUAGACAACAUGAAGAUUGGAGAUACCAUUGAUUUCAGAGGGCCAAAUGGGCUCCUGGUCUAUAAGGGGACAGGUACCUUUCUUAUCAAGCCUAAUAAGAAGUCUGAAGCAGAGAAAAAGUUUGCAAAGCACCUUGGGAUGAUAGCUGGAGGAACAGGAAUAACUCCUAUGUUGCAGCUGAUCCGUCAGAUCACAAAUGAUCCUAAGGACUCCACAAAAUGUUACCUCCUUUUUGCUAAUCAGGCGAAAAAUGAUAUAUUGCUGAGAGCUGAGCUAGAAGACCUUGCCAAGAGGCAUCCUGAGCAGUUUGUGCUGUGGUACACCCUGGACAGACCUCCAAAAGACUGGACGUACAGCUCUGGCUUUGUCACUGCAGACAUGCUGAAAGCCCACCUGCCUCCCCCUGGCAGUGAGACCCUCAUUCUCAUGUGUGGGCCACCACCAAUGAUUCAGUUUGCCUGUCAGCCCAACCUGGACAAGCUUGGCUAUCCCAAGAGCAGCACAUUUGCUUACUAACAUCAAUGUCACCUGAUACCUUUUUUGGAAGUACUGCAUACUUUUCUACAGGAACAGUUGAUGUGCAACUGUGCAGUGAUUGAUUGUGUGUGUGUUUUUUUUAACACCUUGAUGUAAUUUCUGUGGUUUAUAACUUCAUAAUUACCUUUUGUGUUUUAAUACUAAGAAGUUGAGAAAUCAUCUUGAAUUCUGUGGGAGUUACUUAGUCUUACCUCUGGAAUUAGUAUAAAAUAGUAAUUCUGAGGGAAAAAAAUGUAACGAUGAAAGGUCAUCCACAUGGAUUUGUGUUAAAUAAUUCCACAGUCAGCAAAAGAGAGGGAAACAUUCAGAAUUUAUUCAUAACAUUCAAGAAAUAAGCAUUUAUACCAGUGUUAUGCUAACUAGGAUUUCUUACUACGUAUAUUUAAAAGAAGAAUCAAUUGUUUUGUGGAUUGACUAUUCACAGCCAAGUUAGCACAACAACACACUGAGUUGUAAACACAGCAUUGAAAGAAAACAGGAAAUACUGUGUUUGGACUAUCCCAGGGCAGCUGGAGCAGCCAAUCCCAUUUGCAGUGCUGUAAUAAGUCUGCUGGCUAAUUGACCUGACAAAGUAUUUCAAAUGCCCAUGGUACCUGACUGCAUUGCCAGACCAGUACAUUUAACACCUUUUAUUAAACAUUAGUACUUUGCUGAUGUGUAGACUUAUUUCUCAUUCUUCUGAAUUCGCCUUUUUUUUUUUUUUUUUUCAGUUUGCAGUGAUUGAAAAGAAUUUGCCUUGAUUUUACCACUGUGUAAAUAAUGUGUUUAUCUUCUUACACCUGACCAUACAGUGCAAGGUCUGUCAUGAGAGACUGGUGAAGUGAGGACCAGGGUAGAUCAUCUGUAAAAAGCACCCCAGGUAGUUCUCAAAGAGUCCUUGGCUGCAUCCUGUGGCCAGCCCUGGAGCUUCCCUCUUUCUUUGGGAGGGUUGUGGCUUGGCAGUGACCUGCCCUCAGGCUAUAUUGGAAUCUAAAGCAACACCUGCAGCCAGCAAGGAGAGAGUAAUGCACACCAGCCCUGUACAGAGUACUUUUCAUUACAAUUAAGGAGAUUUUUUUCUGGCAUUUAUCUGUUUACUAAGAGAGCUUUUUAAUAGCUCAUUAAUACAGGAGAUGUAAACUAAACAAAUGCCACAAGUGCUGUAAAGGUGACAACUUCACCCUCAGCCCCUCAAAAAGUGAUAGGCCAUAUUUCCCUCUGAUGCAGUCCUCUCUAGCCCAGUACAGCAGCAACAGAUUUUGUCAGGUGUUUUAAAGAAACAAAUCUGUGUUUUUUUCUGGUACUUUCCUGGUAGUCUCAGAGUUACAUUCACUGCUGCAGUUGUUUUUGCCUCAGGUAAAGAUUUGUGAACAUGGCAGCUUGUCAUUCUAAUAAAAACAAGGGCUUGAUGGACA
Vidua macroura (Pin-tailed whydah) is the source of this 2463-nucleotide messenger RNA. Its product is annotated as NADH-cytochrome b5 reductase 2. Bases 134 to 1048 code for a protein of 304 amino acids. Gene Ontology annotation, cellular component: mitochondrion. Gene Ontology annotation, molecular function: oxidoreductase activity; FAD binding. Lineage: Eukaryota; Metazoa; Chordata; Aves; Passeriformes; Viduidae. The record is from RefSeq and is a predicted model, not a curated record. The transcript has 9 exons.